AUGGUGACCAAGACUUCGUCAGCCAAGCGACACAUCGAUGAUCUAGCUGAGACUUUUAAAUUUGUAAGAAGCUUCGACAUGAGGUUGAACCCGGAGAAGUGUACCUUCAGGGUUCAGGCCGGGAAGUUUCUCAGCUUUAUGCUCACUAGCCGGGGGAUUGAGGCCAAUCCUCACAAAUGCCAAGCAAUCCCGGACAUGAGAAGUCCUUCGUCCAAAAUAGAAGUUCAUGAAUUAACGGGUAGACUUGCUGCUCUAUCACGACUCCUAUCUUGUGAAGGAGACAAGGCCAUUCACUUCUUCAUGAGGUUUUGGAAGACCAAGGAGAUUGAGUGGACACUAGCUUGUGAGGAGGUGUUCCUAGAUGUCAAAUGGUUUUUAUCAUCUCCACCAAUCUUGACCAGACCGGGGGAUAAUUCUCCACUAGUACUCUACUUGUCCGUGACUAAUUAUGCAAUGAGUUCGGUUCUAGUUCAAGAAGGUGAAGAUGGGGAAAGACCGGUGUAUUACAUAAGCAAAGUUCUAAAAGGUGCAGAGAGGAGUGGAGCCGAGUUAGUGUUGGAGGGGCCCGGUGAUUUCGUGCUAGAGUAUUCUCUAUGUUUCAAGUUCCAGGCUAGCAACAACCAGGAUGAGUAUGAAGCACCGAUUGCAGGAAUUGCGCUAGUUGAGGAAGUGGGUGUAACUCAUCUGGUAUUAAAAACUGACUCUCAGUUGGUAGCAUCGCAGGUAAAAGGUGAAUACCAGGAAAAGGACAUCUCCUUGCAAAAGUAUAUGAUCAAAACCCAUGAGUUGGCUCAAGGUUUCUCCGAGUUUGAGAUUAUACACAUUCCACGGGAGGAGAACAUCAGGGACGACGUAUUAGCCCGACUGGCUAGUACCAAAGGUCCGGGUUUGAAUAAAACGGUGAUCCAAGAGACACUUGAAAGUCCAUGCAUCGAGUCGGAAGAAGUUAUGCCCAUAGAGCAUCAAACAGGAUGGAUGACUCCAAUCAUUCAAUAUUUGACUUCCGGUGUGUUACCCAGUGACCCAGAUCAGGCCGUGAAGGUUAGGAAGAUUGUUGUAAGAUACACUAGGGUGGGGAGAAAACUGUACAAGAUGCGGCGGUCUACUUCGUUGUUAAGAUGUGUGCCCGAAACUGACGUCAGGGUGGUAAUGAUGGAGGUACAUGAAGGAGCAUGUGGCUCUCAUAUCGCCGGGAGAGCACUGGCGGGAAAAAUACUCCGAGAAGGAUACUAUCGGCCCACGUUACGACAAGAUUAUUCCGACUUCUGGGGUGCUGACAUGCUAGGUCCAUUUCCCAUCGCUCCCGGACAGCUUAAAUUCGUAAUUGUGGUGGUCGAUUACUUUACAAAGUGGAUCGAGGCUAAAGCAGUAGCUCGGAUAUCUGCCGAGAAGGUACGUCGUUUUUACAGGAGGAAUAUUAUAUGUAGGUUUGGCUUACCCGGGAUCAUCGUGACGGCAACUAGACCCAAUUUGCAAGCGCUUCAGUGGUUAAUUUCUACAAAGGCCUCGGGAUUCAUAAUAGGUUCACUUCAGUGGAACAUCCUUAAGCCAACAGCCAAGCCGAAGCUUCUACUAAAGUAA
Molecule: messenger RNA, 1581 nt
Organism: Vicia villosa (hairy vetch)
Lineage: Eukaryota; Viridiplantae; Streptophyta; Magnoliopsida; Fabales; Fabaceae
Exons: 3
Coding region: 1-1581 (526 amino acids)
Biological process (GO): DNA integration
Molecular function (GO): nucleic acid binding; RNA-DNA hybrid ribonuclease activity
Source: RefSeq, a predicted model, not a curated record